GCGCGGCCGUGGCAACGCUCCACUCUCCCGGAGGCCGGAACCCCUCGCCGGCCACGCCAUUCUGUGGCGGAGGCGGGCGGCACCACCGGCGACGCAAAAAAAAAAGAAGAGAGAAUUUGAUUUGAAAUAGCGCUCGGCGAACUGUAUAUUCUUUCUCCGCCCUUCUCUCGGCGCUCGGCGCAUCCUCUCUACCUCCGUAGCAACCUGCGCCUGCGCGAGCCGAUCGAUCCAUUCAUCCAUGGCGUGCAGCUUCCCCCCUUCCUCCGCCACGAGGCUCCAUGCCGUGGACGCCGCGGCGGCGGGCGUGGGGAACGGCAGGGUCCCCCUCAGGGCCCCCGUCGCCCCCGCGCAGAGGUCGCUCGGCUGCUGCAGGGCGGCCGCGCGGCAGGACAGCGCCAGCGCCACGCAGGAGCCUAGGGCCGCAGUUUCUACGGCUCGUACACAGUUGGACCUCCUGGAACAACUGACAUCCCCUACAUCUGAUGGCAUUGCUGGCCUAGAGAAUCGUACACUCCCAGAACCCCGUCAACGCGCUACUAUCCGCGAGCAACUGUCAGCACUGGCCAAUGGUAAGGUUGACGAGUUCACCCUCCCAUUGGGCAAGAAGCUGAAGGAAGGCCUGAAGAGACUCAACUCCCCGACGUUGUCGCAAAGGAGGAACAUCAAGAGGCAGGCCAUGCUUACCCAGGUCAGUGGACGGAAUGACUCGGUGUUCUUCGCGACCGUUGGGGCGUUUGUGCUUGUCCCACCUUUUGCCAUUCUAGCUAUUGCUGUCGUAACUGGUUAUAUCCAGCUCUUGCCUUGAACAUGAUUACAUGAAGGCGCAGGCAGGUUCACUUGUCAUCUCCAGACUGUCAUAUAGGAAGGUAUUUUUGCUCUGCAGCAGAACUGUAUAUAUACACAUUGUAGCAAUUUGUAUGUGGUGUAACUGGGUAAGUAGGUCUUAUGUGCAAGGUUGUAAGCACUUGAUGUGGCACAGAGUUAGCAUAAGAAACAUCUAUGGAUCGAUAUGAAAACAACAAGGAAGAAAUGCUGAGUACUGAAUACAGACAGAAAUAAUAAUAGAGGUGUAACAUGUAUAAAAAAGGUCAUAUGUUACAAAUUUAUGUGGUGA
Molecule: messenger RNA, 1114 nt
Organism: Panicum virgatum (switchgrass)
Lineage: Eukaryota; Viridiplantae; Streptophyta; Magnoliopsida; Poales; Poaceae
Exons: 3
Coding region: 239-805 (188 amino acids)
Cellular component (GO): chloroplast
Source: RefSeq, a predicted model, not a curated record